Molecule: messenger RNA, 2178 nt
Organism: Tetrahymena thermophila SB210
Lineage: Eukaryota; Ciliophora; Oligohymenophorea; Hymenostomatida; Tetrahymenidae
Product: AMP-binding enzyme family protein
Exons: 3
Source: RefSeq, a predicted model, not a curated record
AUGAAACUUUGGAAAAAAAUUGAUAUCUUCUCUGAGUAAUUUAUCUUUAAUAUAGAAGAUAAAGAUAGGUAAAAAAAAGCAACAUUCCUGGGUUUAGGACUAUCUACAUUUGUGUUCAUAGCAACUCUAGGAUAUUUUAUCUACUAACUUAUUUUGUUUUCAACCAACUAAAUACAGCCUAUCUUUAGAUAAUAAAGUUUUAUCUAAAAUGAUCUUAUACAGACUGAACUAAAUAAUGAACUAGUUGCAUUCAAAAUGGAUUCUGGUGAUUUUGUUUAUCAACCCAACAAAACUUACCUAGUUUUUAUGGCUUAUUUUUUCUAAUAAGGAUAAAAUAGAACUUUUAUACAAUUAAAUGCAAUUGAUUGUUAAAGUAAAGAUCUUUAAGGAUAUAAGUGCUUAGAUUUUUCUUAAGUUUCUAACUAAACAUUUUCUUUAAACACAUUAGAGAAUUUAUAUUCUUAAAUAUAAAUCUUUGCAUACGGUUGUUUAGAUGUGGAUAAGGUUAAAACUUUCGUUCCUGAUGAUUGCGCAAGUUAAGAUGACAUAGACGCUCUUGUAAAUGGUGUCAAUGUAGGAUUAAGGUAUAAAAUUUAUACUGCUUAAUAUAAUACAACAUCUAUGAAAAUGGAAUCAGAUUACAGAAAUAUUUUAGUUUACACAUUUGCAAGCUAAGCUAUAGUAACUUUUUUGAAUAUGUAAACGUAAACAACAAAUGUAAAAUAAGGAUUAAUUUGGUAAUAGAAUUAUUAUUAUUCUUCUCCAUUGCAAUAUGGGUAAAUUAAUUAAAGCAUGGAUAGAAAAUCAGCUCUCCAUGAUGGAUAAGGUCCUUUUAAUUCUUUUGUAUUGCAAAUGGAUGAAAUAGUUUAUUAAAUCCAGAUUUAAUACUCAACAUUACCUUAAAUUCUAGCUAUUGUUAAUGGAGUUUUUUCACUUUUGAUGUUAAUAGGGUAUGUAGGAAAAAAGUUUUCUUAAAAGAAAAUAAAUGAUGAUUUUCUUUUGCUAUUUUUGAAGAAUAUUUUUUCUGGCUAAUAUUUCACAAUACUUCAAUCAAGCAAACUUCUCUAAUCCGACUAAAAAGAAAGUAAUUUUGUGACAACUUAUUUAGAAAAUAGUAGCAAUUUAUUUGAAAAUAAAUAAAUAGUAUAUGAUUCAAAAGAAAGUGAUUUAAUAAAAGAAAAUAAUAAUAAUAAUUCUAAUAACAAAAAUAAAUAGGAUAAUACUAAUGAGUAGUAAUUUGAAAAAUAGACAAAUGAUUAAGAAAUUUCUUUACCUAACUUCAGAGUGAAAUAAAAAAGAUCUUUAGAAUAUCCUUAAAUAAAUACUUAAGAGUUAAAUAAUUAGGCUUAAAAUAACACUAACUUACAAAAAUAAUAUUCUUAUAGAAAUUAAUUUAGAAUUAAAGAAUAAGAAAAGUUUAGUGAUCAAUAAUAAUAUAAAGACGAAACAAGUGAUUAGGAAACUAUUUUAAGCCCAACUUAAUUGCAAACACUAUAAAGUAGCCCAAAAAAUGCUUUACUUAAAAAUAAAAAUUUAAGUUAGAUUGCAUUUUCAAAUUAUUUUCCUUAAUCUCCAAAUUAAAAAAGUAUCAACCAAAAAAAAUUUAUCAACACUCAGUCAGUAAAUGAGUAAGACUCUUAAACUUAAGCUCUAAGAAGAAAUUAAUCUAUAAUAAAUAGUAUUAACUUGAAAGAUAAGAUAGAUAAAUUAAAUGCUCUUCAAAGUGAACAAAUUUCAAAUCUUGCGAUGCAAAAUAUUUUAAAGCUAAAUAAAGGCUCAAAGAUAUCAAAAGAAAUUUUAUUAGGAUUUGACAGUAAAAGGAAGAAGAUGGUUUAUGACUAAAUCAUAAAUGAUCUUAACAUUUACUAGCUCUACAAAGAUAUUUUAUUUUUGAAAAAAGCCAUAAUGGUUUUGUUUAGUCAAGAGCAAUUAGCUACUUUAAAACUCUUAGGUUGUUCAUCAAGUUUUUUGGAUUUAAAAAGUGAAUUAACUAAUUUAGAUCUUCGAAAAAUACAACAAUUAAGGAAAGAAAACAAAAUAAACUAUUUAGACGAAUAGUUUUUGAUUUAUUAAUCUGAAUAACUUCAAAAACAAUAGUUAGAGUAAUUUUUAAUAAGGGUAAAAAAUGAAGUAAACAUAAAUGAAAUAGAUAAAAGAUUAAUAUCUUCUUUAUGUUGA